AUGGCCAAGGGUACCAACCAAUUCGAGAGACUCGCGGAAGCACCAGUGGAGUUCGUCAGAGACGGUACUGCUUUUAUCCAGAAGUGCAAGAAACCUGGCAACAAAGACUUUUUGAAGAUCGUGCGUGCCGUGGGUAUCGGUUUCGUGGCCGUGGGUAUCAUUGGCUACGCGAUCAAGCUCGUGCACAUUCCAAUCCGCUACUUGAUUGUGUGA
Messenger RNA from Lachancea meyersii CBS 8951, 213 nucleotides. The record is from the annotation of a GenBank genome assembly. NCBI's taxonomy places the organism in Eukaryota, Fungi, Ascomycota, Saccharomycetes, Saccharomycetales, Saccharomycetaceae.